GCCAAGGCAUCCUUUGCUUACAUAUCGUUUCUGUUCUCUGUUUCUCCCGCGAAAAAAUCCGUCCACAAUGUCGAAAGGGGCAACAGCAGCCAAGGAUCCUAUAAACAUCGUUCACCAAAGUGCCAUUCUAGAAGAGACUAUCAAAAAGGAACAGAGGCAUCAAAAACUAUACACAACGUACAGCGUCAAUCCAUUCAGAAAAAUGUACACAUUGACCGGAAAACCAAAUUCAACGCAUGAUUCCGCUGACGGCGAGGAAGAUGACAAUUUCCUUAAAAUUAUACACAGAGCACAUCAAGAACCAGUCAAAAAAUACACUUUUCCACAAACAGAAGCUCAAGAGAUUGGAUGGAUGUCAAAACCAUUGAUUCCACAAGACCGUGAAGACAGACGAUUGCAUUUCCCUCGUCAGAACUCAGAAAUAACAAAAUACAUGGAUGCUGCAUGGAGAAUGAAAGAGCAACAGGAAAACCUGCAAUAAAAAGAAUGCUCGAAUGUUGUAGUCCAAUAGAGAAAAAAUGGCACUUUGGCGAACGAUGUUUAUCUAAUAUCUUGUAAAAUUGAUUAUUGAAAUACAGUUAUAAAUGUAAUAAUUUUCUGAUGUUAUUUUAGUCCAUCCAUAGUUUCGUUCAUUUUGAAACUGCCAUUUCUUUUUCAUGUUAUUAGUUUUAAACCUAUGGUGGACGGGUCUUUUUUGGGAAAAAUUAAUCUGCCUCUUGAAACAUAAAUGUUCUCCCCUCUGGAAGUUCUUUAUUUAUAAUGCAUGGCUGGAUUAAUAGUAAAAUCUAGAAUAGGAUUUAGGUGAUUGUAUAUACCCUUCCAUGAUAAUGGCGAUAAUGAUCUCGAAUUGUUACACAUGAACAAACAGAUGCACAAAAUUUAAAUAUGGAUGCAUUUUCAAAUGAUACAUGGCCAUUUUAAACAUCCAAGCUUGUCCAAAGCUAGAGAUUGGUCAUUAUUAUAUACUGUGGAAUACUUUAUUUUCGCUGGAAUUAAUUUUCGCUGACAAGGCUUUUUGGGCGUUUUGCUUAGAAUUUAUUUUCACUGAUUUUUGAUGAGUUUAAUGUGAAAUAUAGGAAAAAAAAUAAAUUCGCUGGAUUUUAUUUUCACGGAAUCAUCCCUUCAGCGAAAAUAAAGUAUUCUACAGUAGUAUAUUGCAAAAUAAGUCCUUGAAUGUUCAAAGGUACUUACAAGAUUGUGUCGAUUGAAUACGCAACCCCAACAGUCGGAUCAGAUAGGCUUUUUUCACUGUAUCAAAUUUAGCUUUGUAUAUGCGUGUUUACAUUUACCAUGUUUCACAAAGAUUCUCUUACCUAAUCAAGUUUUUGUUACCAUUUAACCCCCCCCCCCCCCCAGCUCGAGGCAUGUUUCUGCAUUUAGACGUUAUCUGUUAGACAAUUCCAAGCACAUUUUUUUUAAUUUAUCAAAUUUAAUUCAUCAAAAAAAGUAAGUUGUUACAUUUGAACUUCUGUGACCGAGGCCAACCCUUAGACAAUAGUAAACAUACCUGCUAUACGCUUCAAAUAUAUGAUGUAAAACUGAAUUGGGAAAUAUAUUACUGUAAAAUACUUUAUUUUAGCUAGACUUUAUUGUCACUGAAUCAUUCCUUCAGCGAAAGUAUUUUACAGUAUCCCAUGAUUAUUUAUAAUCAUAAUCAACUGAGAUUAAAAUCAAUAAACUGCUAAUUUAUUGAGUAGAUUUAGAUCAGCCACUGUUACACAAUAAGACACAAUCUACCAUAUGCUGGUGUACAUUUAUAUUUGUAUUAACAAUGUACACACCCACUAGUAAUACUACAUGUAGUCAUCAAUACGUAUUUUUAUUUAAAAGUCUCAUCAGGUGGAAACAAAAAUAAAUAAUAUUGAAUUUUUACAA
Saccoglossus kowalevskii is the source of this 1875-nucleotide messenger RNA. RefSeq names its product cilia- and flagella-associated protein 144-like. Gene Ontology annotation, cellular component: ciliary base. The record is from RefSeq and is a predicted model, not a curated record. NCBI's taxonomy places the organism in Eukaryota, Metazoa, Hemichordata, Enteropneusta, Harrimaniidae.